AUGAAAGGAAUCAGCUAUGGGCCGUCCCCGCUCAAGGCGGCAGGACGCCUGCCCAACGACGAUUUUAUGUCAGAUUCUGCCAAGGCCCUGUGGAGUUCAUCCGGUCGUGGGGACUUGGCAAUAAUGAAAAAACUGGGUGCCAACGCGGUACGACUUUACGGCAAUGAUCCUAGAGAGGACCAUAAGCCCUUCCUGGAUGAAGCACAUGGUUUAGGACUCCAGGUCAUCCCUGGCAUGAGCGAUUACCCAUACACUCAGAUGCCAAAAAAUUGUCAGACGACGGACUACAACUGCUAUCCCCAGAUCAAAGAGCAGUACAAGAGCAAUUUGGAGAACGGUUUCCUCGAGAAAGACGGCUCGUAUCACCCUGCCUUGAAGACAAUUAUAGUCAUCAACGAACCUGAUCUGAAGAUUCCAGGGGAGUCGCAACCCAAAGAGUUCAGCAGGGCGAUUAUAAGUGCAAUCGAUGGCAUGCUGGAUGCUGAGAAGGAGGCAGGUGUCAAUGGAAACUUGCCGAACUUUACGGCCACCUUCUCCUUUGGUGUAUGUUCCGCUUGCUCGGGGGCAAAAGCCAAGCCCUCUCUCGGCCAGAUGUUGGAGUUGCGACGUGCCAUGGAGAAGCCUCAGGACUAUGGAUACAAGGCGAAGAACGAUUUGGCUCAGGUCUACAAGACCAGGUUCACCAACAGCUUCAACACCAAUAAUCCUGCCACAGACAUGAAGCCACUCUUCCUUGAUAGCUACGAGGUGCUGUUUCCAACAACGCCCGUUUUCAUCGGCGAGUAUCAUGCCCCGCAUGUCCCAGCCGGUCAGGACUUGCAGAAGAUCAUGUCCAUCGCGCGAAAUUCCAGCUUGGCAGGCGUGAGCUUCUUUGAGUUCCAGGUGCGAUACGACAAGGGUGGAUCCGAGAUGGAGUUUGGCAUGUUUGGCCUCGGGGUCCAGAAGAUAGCGAGCAUGAACUUCUUCGGCGUGGAAUUCCCCGUGUGGUGCCUGACGGAAAUUGCAGACAAGCAGUCUUCCAGUACCGUGGUGGAUGAGGUCGCAAAAGCAUUCGAAGGUGAGGGCAUCAAGGCGAAUGAGCUUUGCAUCAUCGACCCGCAGAAGGUGCCCAUUUCGGAGGAUGGCUACCAAGCCGUGCUGUCCUUGAAGGAUGUUACAAAGAUGUCUUUGUUCGUGACGCGGGUGGUGGAGCACAUGGGAGGCUCGGUGUCGAGCAGCCAAGACUUGCAGAGCUUCGCCCGGAGAUACACAACCGGGAGUAUGAGAGCAGUGCGUGCACGAUCUCUAGCAAGCAGUCUUAGCUUCGCUUCCAUGGUAGCCGACCUCAGUCAGCAUCCAUCUUGGGUUCAAUGGGAUGUGAUGGCAGCCUGCAUUGCUGAUCGAUCGUCAGAUGAGGGCAGUGUUGGAGAGGCAAUCAGCUACGCCUGUGGCAAGCUUCUCUCCUUCAAUUGUUCCAAGUUGCCUGACAGCUGCAGCAAGGACAUCUGGUCGAAGGCAGAUUACGUCCUUAGUCUGUACUACCUCCGGCAGGUCAACAGCAGCAAGCCACUGCAAGAUUGUAACUUUGCUGGUGCGGCCAUGUUUGCACCAGCAACUACCUACAGAGGUCUUGAUAGCAGCUGUGUCAUCACAAAGGACGCUGCUACCACGGCUCUCACUGAGGAAGGAUACCAGACGGUGCUCAGCAGCAACAGCACUGAUCAGGCUGUUACCUUCAUCAGGCGUGAAGUUGCAGACCAGAACAUGCAGGUUACAGACCAGGCAGGUCUCGCGGCCUUCGCUGCUCACCCGCCGGCCAGCUUCGACAAGCUGAAGGACGAACUUUCUCAACUGCCGUGGGUAUGCGGUGGCCCCUCAGCAAGGAAUUGCCCAGCGAAGAAUGGUCUGACGUCCUUGGAGAUAGGCCUGAAGCAUGGCUUAGCCAAGCAGCCGCGGAACCUCGGGGGCCUGUGCAAGAUGCAGGCCAGGCACGGCGAGUGCCUGGAAAGAGGCCAAGCGAAAAUCACACCAGCAUACAAAGACAAAGUCCAAGCCUGGAAAGACGAAGCUGCAGCCCGGCACCGCGAAACUGCAGAACUUCGCUUGGAGGCAGACGCACUCUUGACUGCUUUGUCCUUCAAGUCUGGCGCAUGUGUGCCGCACAGCUCCAAGCAGAGCUGCAAGCUGAGCGAGCCCGGUCUCAGGAGCUUCAGGCUCGACUGGAGGUCCUCCAUAGUCGUGGCCUGGCCGUGGAGGGCUGCCCUGCUUCCUCCACCUGCUCCUUCCGACAAGAACGAGAUGAAGGUGUAUGCCCCUGACUACAUGGCAUGUCUCACGUCACGAGACUACUUGUCACAGAAGCUACGUUCUCUGGAUGUGGACUGGGUGCGUGCCAAACGCAUCUCCAACGCUGCAUGGGAGAGGAAGUCAGCAGCCAUCCCAGACUCAGAGAUGAGGAUCGAUGAUGCAACACAGCGCGGUGUCUGGAAGGCCAUCGACCUAGCAGCCAUGGCUGCACGGCAUGCUGGUGAAGUUGCCGAGCUGCAGCUGCAGCACACGUCGGCACUGCAGGUGCUUCAAAGCAAAGCAGACGUUUCACUGGGCCGUGCUCGUCUGGCAGAGGUUCGAUGCAUAAGCUUGGAAGCAAAGAAGGAGCGCUGCUGCUCGAUGAUGUUGAUGCUUGUACAGGUUCACACGCGCGGCGAGGUUUUCGCAGCGUGGAGCAAAGCGUGUCAGUUGUCGAGAUCGCUUCGCCAGACUAAAGUGUCUAUGGCUUUCGUCUUGCUGCGUGCCUUCGAGCAGCGAGAGUCUUUGCCUCGAAUGGUCCUGCACAGCUGGGCGGCCGUGUGCCGCACUGAGCUUUCUGAUCGAAGGCGAAUUCAUACGGAGGCGCUGCUUUCAGGUCGUGAAUCCAUGCAUCAAUCACGACUAUCCUGGCUAAUGUGCAGCCACAUUUCAUCUAAUCUUCAGGCCUGUGCCAAAGAGCUCUUUCUGUCUUGGAGAUGUGUGGCCCUUUCUGCUGGUUCCAGAGGACUGCAUGCACGAUUGCGCCUUGAAGAGGCUCGUCGAAGUGCCGCACAAGGAUUCCUGUUACGGCUACGUGAGAAUCACGGUUCAAAAUUAACAAUGCAAGACGUUUUCGGGGUUUGGUCGAAAGAGGUGUUGCUCCGUCACAAUGGUGAGUUCCGAAGUCAACUUGAGCGGGCUCGGGCUCUGCACGUGCAAGAGUCCAAGUCUACGACUUUCAAAUGGCUGCUAAUGCUGCAAAACUCCAACGAGGAUGCCUUGCUCGCUCGCGCAUUUUUCGCUCUACGCUUGGAGACCCAGGAGCGUGUCCAGCAGGCUCGUACGCGGGCCUGGAGUGCACAGCAGGCAUCUGAAUUGGUGUCUUGUGCAAAUGGCAAGGCGGUUCAGGCAGUCUUGGUUGCCAUGGACAGGAGCGGGGUCUCUUUGCAGAAAUGUGCGUUCUCAGAGUGGACAGCAUUUGUCCAUGCUGGCAAGACUUCUCGAAGUUUGGAGGCGCAUCAACUAAGGGUCGCAACGCUGCAGUGCCAUUUUGAGAGCACCAUGUCUGGCUUCUUCAGCCGUUCCGUCGCACUGACAAGGCUGAGCAGGGCUUUGCUGGCGUGGGCACGUGCAGCACGGCAACGUGGCCUCCAAAACUUGCAAGCCCGCGAGCGAGAGCAGUUUUCCGCCUGGCGCCUGCGCUUCGUGGAAUCAGCGACGUGCUGGCAGGGCAAGGACUCCGAUCAGCUUCUUGCUUUCCACUGCUGGCAGGCUUGGAUACAAUUUUGCACGCUGGCAGCCAGGGAUCGCGCGUCUGCAAAAUUCCUCAAGCAGCUGCAUCAACUGCAGAUGCAGUGGUCAAGGGCGCAGAUCCUGAUGGUGGGGGCGUCCCUGCAGGUGCAAAGGGUCUUCCUAGUAAGGGCCUGUUUUUCAGCGUGGUGUCGGGCUGGAAGCCUUGCACGAGCGCUGGGCGACCGGCAGGAGUGUCAGAGAUUGCAGAUGCUGUUGGCGCGAGUGCUGUAUGCCAGAGAUUUGGCUCUUCAGCGCCUCGCCAGCAAGACACAGGAGCAACCUGUUGGCUUCUGGUUUCAACUCGCUUGGGCCAUGUGGCGUCGGCUUCGUCUGGAAAGAAUGAUGAUUGAGGAAUUGUACAUUGCACACGGCAUGCCCGUGUCACUUGAAUAUGAGGCCAAUGUCGCGUCUCCACAAGGUCAGCCCGCGUUGGCUCUUUCUGUCGCGUGGGCAAUCACGACUCACGAGUUUGUGAUCUGGAAUCUGGCCAUGGCUCAGGGCAGCAAGCACGCAAGAAAUGCAACGCGCAUUCGCAGUUUCCAUCCGGGCAAUGGAGGGAAGUUCAAAAGUUUCGUCCUACAAACGAAGAGCGGCCGUCUGACCAAUGGAUGCGGCAGAGCGAGCGGAGCGAAGGCUCGCCAGGCUCGCGUGGCCUUUACCUCGAGUUCGUGCCAUAAGCCGUGCCUGUGCACAGGCAAGCUCUCCGUCAGCUUGCUCCACGUGUGUAUUCUGCUUGGCGUGCAAAGCGUGGUGGCAAGUUCAAACCAGGUCAAAUUGGCAUGCGUUGUCCACGUUGGAAACUCCGGCAACGAGCUCGCGGCCUUUGCAGCAAUCGCAAGGCUUGUGAAUGGAACCCGGGCGCGGGUCUUCGAAUCUAGUGUUGCUGCAUACCCUGCAGUUCCCUGGAGCAUUCCCUCGCGGUCCAUGUUCUUGAUUGUGGAGAAUUUCCUGAGAAGCCUCAGCGAGGUGGGCCUCCUGCAGCCGAAGGACGAAAGAGCUCUCUCCGCUUUCUCAGCUCUCUGCGGCCAAAGGAGAGAGCGCUGCGCUUGCACCGGUGUGGGCAUCGACCAGAAGAGGUCUCUUCGCUUCGCUAUACCGGAGUUUUCCGCUGGCUUCCGCGUGGCGGUGCAGGCGGUACUGAUCGGCUCUCUCGUGCGGGCUCCAGCAGCCACGCUAUUACUUCUCGGCCGCCUUUUCAUUGAGGAGGUGCAUUACCAAGUUUUCGUUUACACGGCUCCGAUAUUCGAUUCCCCUGCUUGCAAUGAUGCGAUUGCGAUUCUCCUUGGUGAGUGGGUGUCAGCAAGGUUGCAGGUGGCAUCCCUUGAAGAUGUUGUUCUUGAAGAGUACUUCCAGUCUAUUGUGGGAUCCCAGCACAUGCGACAGUGGUUCAAGCUGCGGAAAGCGUACGCAAUGAUGGAGGAUCACGAGCGAUUGCAUGGCUGGAAGUUUGAUUUGGUUCUCAAGUUUCGAACAGACGUGGAGUUGACUGCGCCGCUUCAACUUUCAGACUUCCCCGAGGUUUUGACUGGCUCGGUGGUCUACAGCGCGCAUGAUGUGGUGUUCUUUUGCAAUCGCCAGGUGGCCCACACCUUGCUGAAUGACAUCCUUGAAAAGUUCAUCGCUCGCUCUGGGAACGAAAGCAGGCUGUUGCCAUUGGACUAUGGCAGACUCCUGCGUGCAGACGAGGGCAAUGCAAUGCCUUUGCAGGUUUUCCCUGACGUGCAUUGGAGUUUUCAUGCUGCUGUUGUCGGACACGAACGAAAACCAGGUAUGUUUGCGUCGGUCGUUCGCAGAUUCCGUGCUGACUUGGAGGCAGCACACAGGCGGAGUGAGCAGGGAGAGGCGGUGCAGACAGUUUCUGGCCACUGGAGGUUCCGAAGUGAUACCAAGCAGUACCAGCAUUGGCAACGCACCAACCGCCUUCCACGCAACAACGAAAUGUGCUCAAUGAGGCAUUGGUUUUACCACGUGCACCGUGCAGAGCCGGAAGUGCUGAUGCGGGGCUGGACCGGAAGCUCCAUGAAGCUCUCGAGGACCAGGUCAGCCAAGUUGGGCUAG
Molecule: messenger RNA, 5835 nt
Organism: Symbiodinium pilosum
Lineage: Eukaryota; Dinophyceae; Suessiales; Symbiodiniaceae
Source: the annotation of a GenBank genome assembly